AUGGCGCCCCUCAACACCCUGAGUCUCGACUGCCUGCCGUCUCUGCAUAGACAGCGUCUCUUCUCCGAGUUCGCUGGCCUCAGGCAGGCAUGCCCAGAAGGCGUCUUCGUCACCUUGACUCCCGGUGAUCCUACUGUGUGGUCCGCAGUUCUGUUUGUUCGCCAUGGCCCCUACGCACAGGCAGUGCUUCGCUUCCAAAUAUCGUUUCCCGACUCCUACCCUAAGCUGCCGCCUCUCGUAACCUUCUCUACCGACAUGUUCCAUCCGUUAAUAUCGCCACUCACCACCUACAUGUACACCACCGACAUCCAAGACAACGGAACCGUCAGCGCCAGAGAUGAGGAGCGCCUGCGCCCCGGCGGCUUCAGCCUCCGCCAUGGCUUUCCAGAGUGGUUCGGGCGAGGCAGGCGGGCGCGGUCCGGGAGCAGACAGGUGAGCGGCGAGCAGCCUCGCGGUCCGGCUUCGGCGCAGAUCAGCCGAGCGCCGUCGAGUGCAGGCUCACCCGCGUCCGACGCCGAAGGCUUGUCAAGUCACCCGCCAACAGGAAGGCAAGACCUCUCCAUCUACCACAUCCUGAGGUAUAUACGAAGCACCUUUGACUCGGAAGAUGUCCUCGACUCAGUCCCACUCGAGGCGGCGGGAAAUCCCGGGGCCUGGCACGCGUGGCGAACCCAUCGCCGCAGCUCGGGCGAUGCCGAGUCGGGACAACCCCCCCCCCAGGCACCUCCCGCAGCGGCUCGGCAGUCAGGAGAGUGGAACUGGGACGGUGUAUGGGAGGAUAGAGUGAAGAAGGGAAUCGCCGUGAGCCUGUCAGAUCCCGUCUUAUUUGGUGGCAGCGGGCCAGAUGAGCUGAUCCGAUUCCUUGCGAUGGAGGAGAAUGACAUCGCCUCUGUCAGAGAAAGCAUAUGCCGCACUCUUGACAACGAGGCAUAG
Messenger RNA from Hirsutella rhossiliensis, 933 nucleotides. Its product is annotated as ubiquitin-conjugating enzyme domain-containing protein. Bases 1 to 933 code for a protein of 310 amino acids. Lineage: Eukaryota; Fungi; Ascomycota; Sordariomycetes; Hypocreales; Ophiocordycipitaceae. The record is from RefSeq and is a predicted model, not a curated record. The transcript has 4 exons.